UAGGUGUGGCGGUGUGACGGUGGUCGGUGUGGCAGUGAGGCAGCGGUCGGUGUGACGGUGUGGCAGUGAGGCAGCGGUCGGUGUGACGGUGUGGCAGUGAGGCAGCGGUCGGUGUGACGGUGUGGCAGUGAGGCAGCGGUCGGUGUGACGGUGUGGCAGGGUCAGCGUGGCGGUGAUGGGCGGCACGGCGCUGUCGGGAGCGCUGUGGCUGGGGCUGCUCUGGGCCGGGAGCGGGGCCGGGGGCAGCUGCCAAGGAAAGUGCUGCCAGGGUCGGGAUGCCGCCUGCGUCGGCGAGGGAUGGAGGGAGGGAGGUGGCUACGGGACCUGCUACUGCGACGGAGGCUGCCGGCGAGCUGGGGACUGCUGCCACGACCACGGCCAGGCGUGCCCGGCUAUUCCCUGUGUUGUGGGGGAGUGGAGUCAUUGGAGUGGCUGUGCAGAACAGUGUCAUCCCGGGCUGCGGAUCCGUAGGCGCUAUGUACAACAGGAACCUAAAAAUGGUGGGGAACCCUGUCCAGCUCUGGAGGAGAAGGCUGGCUGCCUGGAAUACCUGACUUACCAGGGGGAGGACUGUGGCCAUGAACAUGUCCCUGCUUUCAUAACUACCUCUGAAUACAGUAAAGAAAGAAAAAGACAAGCAGCAUCUUCCCUCUGGCCUUCAGACAAAGAAGCAGCAGGAUACUGUGUGGAGUUCCGGACAGAGUCUCUUUCCCAGCACUGCGCUUUGGAGACGCGUCCGUACGCGCGCUGGAUGCAGUAUCUGCGCGAGGGACACACCGUGUGCGUCGCCUGCCAGCCCCCGGCCAUGAGCACGGCCACGCAGCGCUGCUCCGGAGACGGCCAUAACGCACACGGAGAUAAAAUCUUACACUGGGAAGCAAUUGGCAACUCUCAGUGCCAAGGAACCUGGAAGAAGAUCCGACAACUGGAACACUGUUCCUGUCCCCUGGUGCAUAGUUUUAUUUUUACAUAAAGGUUUAAAAGACCUUUAAAAUGGCAACAACAACAACAAAAGUAACACCAAUGCAAAGAAACCUACGUAUUUCUGCUGCAUUUUCUGGAGCCUUAACAAAUUUUACACAAGUUGGAACUUUGGCAGAAGCAUUUCAGGAAGUUCUCUCUGCCUUAAUAUAAAAUUCGAAGACCGAUCUCUGUAUUAGAACACUAGAAGCAUGUUUCUAUGUUUCUCUAUUGUAAUUAAAGAGCUAAUGUCUCUAACCAUAGCAGUUGCUUUUCCUGAAGUUCUCCAUCUUUACUGGCCAUUACCCUGUCUACAGGCACUGCUCCUACUCAGCAGUCAGCCAGCCAAAUAUUUUUAAGUCUGAGAAUAGUUACUGUCAACAUUUAAGAGCAAGGCUGAAUAAAGAUGAAGUUUUUAAGAACUAAAACCGA
Hirundo rustica (Barn swallow) is the source of this 1392-nucleotide messenger RNA. RefSeq names its product somatomedin B and thrombospondin type 1 domain containing (gene SBSPON). The coding region runs from base 176 to 973 and encodes 265 amino acids. NCBI's taxonomy places the organism in Eukaryota, Metazoa, Chordata, Aves, Passeriformes, Hirundinidae. The record is from RefSeq and is a predicted model, not a curated record. The transcript is spliced from 5 exons.